Molecule: messenger RNA, 331 nt
Organism: Phanerochaete carnosa HHB-10118-sp
Lineage: Eukaryota; Fungi; Basidiomycota; Agaricomycetes; Polyporales; Phanerochaetaceae
Exons: 1
Coding region: 43-261 (72 amino acids)
Source: RefSeq, a predicted model, not a curated record
AACAUUGCAUACAACUGUGAAGUUGAUAGCUACCAGUCUGACAUGCGUGCAUACCCCGAUAGAGAGCGCAUACUAUCCAGAAAAGAACACGGCUCGGGCUUCCUCCCACUGGCCUGCAAUAUUCGUUACGGCACAUUGCGCUGUGGACAUGUCCAUCCUGUAACUCCAGCCUUGCCCUCUCCCAUGGAUGCUCCUGGUUUAUUGCUGGGCUGGUUGUUUUCCGGAGCAUCCUGCGGCUACACGGUGCGUUUGUAUCGCUAGACGUGGACUAGCAGUCCAGCAUUGUGGAACACUUGAGCCUCCUACUGGUACACAUUCAACGCAGAGCGCU